AUCUAUUGUUUUCUUUCUGAGAGAGCGCUCUGCAGACCUGAAAACACAAAGAUUCCUGCCGUAGUGGAAUGCCUGUCUUGCCUGGAUUUCCUUUAACGUUAUAGUGUUUUCUCACCGAAUUUCUCCAUCCUUGGUUGUUCUGGAAUGAGCUGUUUCCUGCCUGCGUCGUUUCCAUGCCAGCAUGGGAACUGUCGUGUCUAAAAGGAAGAAUUUAAGAAACGAUGCGAUAUCUUCCGUGGCAGCAAAAGUUAGAGCAGCGCGAGCAUUUGGAGAGUACCUGUCCCACACACACCCUGAGAACCAAAACGGAUCAGCCCAUCUCCUGUCUGACACGUUUGUGGGCCCAGACUCUGACUCCCCUGGUGGUGUCCGUCAUCACAACAACAACCAUCCAUACCCCCACAGGGGUUCUCCAGCCCUCCCUGAGUCCAGCCUGGUGAAAUCUCCGCUGGGCCACCUCCAGCCCCCGCCCCCCUCCAUCACCACCACCAAGACCCGCCUGUCUCUGGAGCGCAGCUUCUCAGCUGAAGAGGACCAGCAGAAGUGUGUGGAGUGCGCCCUGCAGCCUGCCCGUGUCUACACCAUCACCGGAGAGCACAGUAUGCUGGGUAGCAACCGGGGCAGCAAGGAGAGCCUGGAGCUGGAAGUGCUGAAGGGGGCGUCGACCCUGGUCCAGCCCUCUACCUCCCCCUCCUCCACCUCCUCCCCCACCCAGCACCACCUUCGCCAUGGACACCGUGGCAACACUCAUCGCGACGAUGGGAGCCAUCGUCACGGCAACCCUGUUGCCGGCGGCAGCAGCAGCAACCACCACACCCUGGCUGUUACCGGCGGGGGUGCUGCCCACCAUGGUCACCAUGGCAGCCACCACCACCUGUCCCAGCAGCCCCUGUCAAGCUCGGUCAGCGCCCACAACAUCCGCAGCUGGGGUGAGGGGGGAAAGGGGGGCUCGCGGGAGGACUGCAGCCUCAACAUGGCCUUGGACUCUAGCGGGGCUCCAUCCCGUAGCCAGGGCUCCCUGGAUCUAGAGAGCUCCCGCGAGGCAGGCAAGCAACACAGACUCCUUGAGAGGAUGUGGAGUGUGGACCGGAUGACUGGGCUGGAGAGAGAGGACAACAACUGGUACCCAAAAGAAAAUAUGUUCAGCUUUCAGACUGCUUCUACCACCAUGCAGGCGAUAUCGGCUUUCCGGGGAUUUGUGCAGAGAAAGAGGAGAGAAAGGGAGCUGGAUUCGGCUGAAGUCAUCCAGAGGAACUUCCGGAAGCAUCUUAGAAUGGUGGGCAGCAGAAGAAUGAAGGCACAGACAUUUGCCGAGCGUAGAGCGAAGAGUUUCAACCGCUCCUGGAGUGACCCCACCCCUGUCAAGAAUGACUCUUCACAUGCCACCAGAGACAGUGGGGACCUGCCAGCCUCUUGUGGGACUCUGGAUGAGGGGGAGCGUGAGGACCUAGACUGGGAGGAGGAGAGGGAGAUGGAGAGACUGGCCUGUGAGGGAGAUGACUUCAUCCCACCCAAAAUUAUGCUGAUCUCCUCCAAAGUCCCCAAGGCAGAGUACGUUCCCACCAUCAUCCGCAGGGAUGACCCCUCAAUCAUCCCCAUCCUCUAUGACCAUGAACAUGCUACGUUUGAUGAUAUCCUCGAGGAGAUUGACAAGAAGCUAACAGCCUACAGGAGAGGCAGCAGAAUCUGGAGGAUGCUCAUCUUCUGUCAGGGAGGUCCAGGGCAUCUGUACCUGUUGAAGAAUAAAGUGGCCACAUUCGCCAAGGUGGAGAAAGAGGAGGACAUGAGUCAGUUCUGGAGGAGGCUGAGUCGGUUUAUGAGCAAAGUGAACCCUGAACCCAACCUCAUCCACAUUAUGGGCUGCUACGUCCUAGGAAACCCCAACGGAGAGAAGCUGUUCCAGAAGCUAAAGAACCUGAUGAGGCCUUACUCCAUCCAAUUUGAGUCACCACUGGAGCUGUCCGCACAGGGAAAAGAGAUUAUUGAGAUGUACUUUGACUUCCGUCUCUUCCGCCUGUGGAAAACCCGCCAGCACUCCAAACUCCUGGAUUAUGAAGAUCUUUUGUGACGGGGCUCCAAGUGAAGUCAACCCUGUAGCAUACAUACAGUCUAUACUGGGGCAGGAGGACCCACUCAACACCACUGCUCAACACAACUGUAACACCCAUCAUACCUGCUUUCAUCCAGGAGAGGGCUGGGAGAGGUGGAAGAGGAGAAGAGGGAGAGGAGUGAUAGAGAGGAUGAAGAGGAGGAGGAGGAUGAAGGGUGACAUAGCAGAUUUCACGGCGCUGUGUGCCUAACCCAUUAUUUAUUUCAACCCUCCUCUUCACCUCCUACGCAACCACAAAGGUCAGGGGUUAAAAAGAGAGAAACCAAGCCAAAGGAAUGCUAGAAGGACAAGGAGACCUGAAGAUUGGAGAGAAAGAGUGAUGGAGUAUAAACGGAGAGACAGAGGGAUGAAGGGAUCUUCUGUGCUCCUUCUUUCUCUCCCUCGGGGAAGGUGUCUGAGUUGCUCUCUCGUUCUCUCCCUCAGGGAAGGUGUCUGAGAUGCUCUCUCUUUCUCUCCCUCGGGGAAGGUGUCUGAGUUGCUCUCUCUUUCUCUCCCUCAGGGAAGGUGUCUGAGUUGCUCUCUCUUUCUCUCCCUCG
Molecule: messenger RNA, 2646 nt
Organism: Oncorhynchus nerka (sockeye salmon)
Lineage: Eukaryota; Metazoa; Chordata; Actinopteri; Salmoniformes; Salmonidae
Product: NMDA receptor synaptonuclear signaling and neuronal migration factor-like
Exons: 16
Coding region: 182-2068 (628 amino acids)
Biological process (GO): regulation of neuronal synaptic plasticity; positive regulation of neuron migration
Cellular component (GO): cytoplasm; nucleus
Source: RefSeq, a predicted model, not a curated record